Molecule: messenger RNA, 4277 nt
Organism: Dendronephthya gigantea
Lineage: Eukaryota; Metazoa; Cnidaria; Anthozoa; Malacalcyonacea; Nephtheidae
Exons: 12
Coding region: 306-3038 (910 amino acids)
Source: RefSeq, a predicted model, not a curated record
UUACUUUAUCGAAUUUGUACUUCUGAAGACAUUUAUCAACCGUUUUAUACACAAUCUUUAGGAUAUAUUUCGAGGAUUCAUUGUCGGACUUGUAUUCACUGCAGGUGGAUUUGGACUGGAAACAACAUGAGCCGGCGUGAGCAAGAUGAUAAUCUGAAGUGAUGCUGGUUCGUUAUACUCGACACAGAUGAAAAAUUCUGAUAUGUUGCCUAUUUAUCAGUGGUUAUGAAAAUUGGAAGGAAUUGUUUAAUCGGAUAUUCAACAAAGUGCCAAAAUUAUAAGGUUGAUAAAAGAUAGCCUGAGAGAUGGACAAAUUAUUUUUAGUAUUUUCAACGCUCUUUUGUUUGUCACGAGCUGGACUCAACGGCAACAAAGACUGCGUUCUGUACCUAGGCUUUGACCGCUACAUCGGAAGUCAUAUUUUAGACAAUUCUAUGGAGAACAAUAAUGCAACAUUAAAUCAUGGUGCAACGGUUACCAAGGUUGAAGGAAGUUGUGGAGUAUGUGCUCAGCUUUUAGGUGGAAACAUUAAUAUACAAGGCAAAGGGUUUCGAGGAAUUCCUCAGUCAGAAGUUACAAUAGCAUUCAUGAUCAAGUUGUUACGAGUUAAUGGAUUAUUGCAUCUGUUUGAAACCAUUGGUGGUCAUUCUAAGCACCAAAAACUGCAAUACCGUUUGGAAGUUCAAGAUGGGAAAUUAAUUUGGUUUCAUCGCAAUUCAUUGGGAAACACAUUGUUCAGUGUUGCUACGGAUGAGCCAGUACUGACCGCAGGUGCCUGGAAUCAUGUUUUAGUGACAUAUACUGUAGUAACAGGAACCGCUCAGGUAUUUAUUAAUGGUGCACUAACGAAAGAAGUUGUCAAGGACCCGGGCGUACCAUUAUCUACUGAUUGGGAGAAAUACGUUGGUAUCGGUUCUGAGGAAGGAGAGAAAGACUUGCGUGGAUAUAUCGAUGAAUUCUAUAUUUUCAAUAAAACGUUAAAAGAAAUGGAAAUUAAGAACCUCAUGUCAAAAUGCAGUGGAGCGAAAAGCAGCGUCAUACUUCAUCUAGCGUUUGAGAAAGAUAUGGGAAAUGUUUCGUUGGACACGUCUGGACUGAAAAACGAUGCUUCUAUCAUGGGUAUCACCCCUCUGAUGCCCUCAUUAGCUGUCAAUGGUACCUGUGGUAUGGGCUUAAAGGUUCCAAGUAACACAGGAAUUAUCAAACUGGAUGGUAAGACUAUUCGAAACAAGCCAACAGACGCUGUUACUAUUGCCCUCUGGGCGAACUUUACGACCGUUGAAGGCAGACAUACACUGUUUGAGACCAUUGGAGGACAUUCUAUGCAUUCGAAGAACCAGUAUGAACUAAGUGUGAAUGAUGGGUCCGUUUUAUGGAGACAUCGAAAUGAAUAUGAUCAAAUUGUGUUUGAAGUGAAGUCAGGAGCCAUGAUAUUGCCACGAAACUGGGUUCACUUCGCAGCGACGUACUCUUCAACAAGCAGCAAAGCAGGGAUAUAUAUCAAUGGGGUAUUGGUCAAGGAAGCUCCUGGGACGGGAUCACUCUCAGAGGACUGGGACGGACAAGCAGGUUUUGGGAUGCACACGGGGUUAGCCGGGGAUAUGCUGUAUAUUGAUGAGAUAAUGGCGUACAAUCGCGCACUAACGCCAUUUGAAGUUAAAAACCUGUUUGGUAAAUGUAACUUUGGUGGGAAUAGUGGAGGCAGCAAAGGUUUCCAAUUGGUGUACUAUAGUUUUGAAAGGCAAUCUGGUAAUAUUGUGUUUGAUGAUUCUGGUAAUAGCAUCGAUGCUUCAGUUAGCAGUCUAGCGCAGGUCACAAAAGCAAGUGGGAAUUGUGGUAGUGGACUUCGCUUAAACCAAGGUGACAUAAGCAUAAAGGGAUCAGCGAUGAUACGGCGUCCAUUGUUCGGUAUCACCGUCAUGUUAUGGUUGAAGCUAGACAACAUCCAAGGGGAUCAAGAAAUAUUCAUGACUACGAAUCCUAAGAAUCCUGGAAAUAAACACGGUCAAUAUCAUUUCCAAAUCAAUGCAGGGUCCGUCAGAUGGUUUCAUAGAAACACAAUGUCACAAACAAUUUUUAGCGUUGAAACUAAAGAAGCAAUUAUUCAGCCCGGUGUAUGGACACAUGUCUGUGCGACGUACGAUGUCAGGACUCGUAAAGCUGAGAUAUAUAUCAAUGGUCAGCUGAAGAAUUCCCAAACCAGUCUUGGGGGUGGAGCUUUAUCACAGGACUGGAGUGGCAAAGUCGUGAUUGGUAAACUGUAUGACAUGUCGGACAGCGGUCAAUGGAUCGAAAGUCAACCACUACUUGGUAUUAUCGACGAAUUUUACAUUUUUGGCAAAGCACUGCCUGCCGCUGAGAUUCAGUCUCUCAGCCAAACGUGUAACUCGCAUCGAGUUGUACUGCAUUUUGGAUUUGAGAAAGGCCAAGGACUUUUCACCCUGGACCAGUCGGGGCUAGGCAAUAAUGGCAAACUGGUAAAUUUAACUCUUUCGGAUAUGCCAGGUAUUUGUGGACUGGGUAUGAACAUGAGUCACGGUGAGAUCGACAUCGAUGGUCAGCGGUUCAAAGGGAAACCUUUGAACGCAAUCACGUUAGCUACAUGGAUGAAGUUAAAUACAAACAGGGGUCACCACCAGCUUUUCAACACCAUUGGCAGUCGUUCUGAGCAUAAAGACGAUCAGUACAAUUUUGCUAUUGACAACGGCAAAGUUAUCUGGUCGCACAAUGACGAGAAAGGCAAAUCUAUUUUUAGAAUAGAGACUAUACCCAUAAUUCCCGCGCGAAAUUGGACACACGUGACUGCAACAUAUGACUCAACGUCAAUGCUCGCCAAGGUUUACACUGGUGGGAAAUUAAUUAAAGAAAAAUCCGGCACGGGACUCUUAUCCCAGGAUUGGGGACAUUUUGCCGGUAUUGGUCGCCAUUUUUACGAAAAGGAGUACCUGAAUGGCGCCACAGACGAAUUUUUAAUGUAUAACUACGCUCUUUCCGACAGUGAGAUUCAGUAUCUUGCUAAGGCAAACUGUGGAAAGUAAAAAUCGCAUACAGUAGAUCUAUAUUAGCCAGUAUGUCUUAGAAGAAUGCGCUUCUAUCAACGAAAUUCUGCGUCGCUCACAUAGGAAGUCCCUCUAGUCCCAUCCAAUUCUAUUUUAGACUAAAGGCUGUUUCUAUAUAAUGAAAUGUUUUGAGGACUAUCAUUGUAAUCAGGGAAGCCGGAACGAUGCAAAGGCAGGAGGGGAAGAUUUUUGCGAAAGCGUACUGCUGUACUGCCGCAUACCAGAUAUUUGCAAAACACCGUCUGUGACUCUGUGUAACUUAGCUUUUCUUGAAUCUCGUUGGCAGCACUUCUAGCGUUGCACAAAGCAGAUUUCAUGGUUGGGUAAAAGCAAGGGGGAGCUUCCCACCCCUGGUUCGCGCGAGAAACAUUAGCUACGGUAUUAAUUUAAUGUAGCCAGGAAACAUUUAUUAGCGAGGUUCAGAUUUGACUUCGACUAAGGGAAAGAAGUCAAUCCGAACCAGGUCAGCGAGAGGCAGAACAAAGUUUAAAUUCUGGACCUGAAUAUUAUCGUUUUGCAACGAAAUUCAAAAAGGUAAAAUUGGGUAGGCCUUUAGUAGGUAAUGUGAGUUUUAAUGCUGGCAGAAAACUCAAAGAUCUUUACCAUCGAAUAUUAAGAUGGCUGUUUAUAACAGUAUAUAUUCUUUAAUGAUUGUAUAUUAUACUUCGCCUGGGUAAUUCACAUUGUUGGGCCAUUUGGAGAUCUUUUGUCAUUUGCUUGUGUAUAUAUUGUUUUUGUAGUAUGCAGUAAGUUUAUAGAAAUGAAUAAAAAUGAAUUAAUGAAUUGAAAAUAUCAGCGCUCCAAGAAGAAAUUUAAAGUCUAGUCUGAUAAGUCUAUCUGAUUAGCCUUUCUCGCGAUGGCGUUUUUGGGGGUACUUUCAAAUUUCUCAAAUGAGUUUAAAAAUUAUAACAACAUGAAGUUUUCACAUGUAAAGAAUGGAAAACAUCGAAGAAAUGAAAUAUGGAUGACAAUGCAACUUUUACAAAAAGUGAUGUGACCGACAUAAAAUAACAUAGUUGAGUUUUUAUUAAUAGCUUUAAAAUUGUAAAUAAUCUAAAUAAAAUCAUUCACCCUUGAUUAUAUACAAAUUUAAGUUCCGCUUUGGGUGUUGUAAGACAGCAGAAGUUAGUUACGAACGUAGCUAAGUUACGAACAUUUAUACAUUAACAUACAAGAUUGACAUAUUUAUUGGAAAUAUUUUCUUAAUAAAAUCAUUUU